Molecule: messenger RNA, 785 nt
Organism: Cladophialophora immunda
Lineage: Eukaryota; Fungi; Ascomycota; Eurotiomycetes; Chaetothyriales; Herpotrichiellaceae
Exons: 1
Coding region: 148-741 (197 amino acids)
Source: RefSeq, a predicted model, not a curated record
GUCUGCCCGCAACCAAAGCGACGAGCCUCGCGGGCGAACCCUCUUCACCCUCGAUAGCGGACCAGCUGAUUUGUCAAGACACCUAUUGAAGGGGAAACCGAAGUACAUGCUCGCCCUGUAAAGGCCCGGGUAAAUCCAACGGCCCGCAUGGCGCACAGCAACUCGCGUCUUCCACCACACCUGGCCUCCGUCCUGGAGAGCAUCAACGCCUCCAGCAUGGUGCCGGGCGACGACCUCGACCUCUUCUUCCACUGCUGGAUCCGCCCGCACUGCCCGGCAUGCCUGUCGGCGUCCAACCCGUACCCGUGCUCGUGGUGCGCGACCUCGCAGACCUGCGUCCCCAACACCAUCUACCCGUACCCGUUCGGCAUCCUCUCGCCGCUCCAAUCCGCCGAGAUCUGCCCCCUGGCGUGGCGGGAGCGGUGGGAGCUGCGCGCCCGGCCGUUCAGCUGUCGGUGCUCGAGCAUGACCUUUGUGAGCGUGGUGGUCGCGGUGCUCGCGACGUUGGUGGGCCUGUCCUUGAUCUGGACGGCGGUCCGGCUCGGGAGGUGGGCUGGAAGGAAGUGGAGGGGGAGAAAGCAGGGCUGGUGGAGGGUGAGCCGUUGGGUGCCGGCCUGGAUGGUUGCGUGGAGGAGGGGACCGCGCAAGGAUGCUUCUACAGCGACGGGGGCUCGAGGAGGGAUGGAUACCGGUGGAGGAGGAGCAGCAGCAACAGACGAAACCACACCAUUACUCGCGUGAUUCACCCGGACUAGCAAAGGCGCGUCUUUCUACAUCGAUACGUA